AGGAUGGGGAGUCAAAACUUUGACUCUUGUCAUGUUCUUGACCAUGGGCCUCCAGGGUCCUUCCCUUUCAUCCUUCCCUUCCUACCCCACCUCCCAACUGUGCUUCAAUGCCUUUUCUAUCAUGCCAUUGAACUUCUGGGAAAAGCAAGGCAGCACUGGAACUGGUGCACAUGGACCUGGUAGGACCUUUUCCAGUUCAAGGAAGAAAGGGGGAAAGAUACUUCCUAACAAUAGUUGAUGACUGGAAUGACGAGGAGCCUGCAUACUGCUUUUACGCACCAAUACAACCUCCGAGCAUGGAUCAUGCGCUGGCCGGGCCUCAACGGGGGAAGUGGCUCGUUUCAAGAGAUGCAGAGUACAACAGCCAGAUGGAGAAUCACACAUGGGACCUUGUGUACUUGCCAAAUGGGAAGAAGGCAAUACAGUGCAAGUGGCUGGCAAAAAUCAAGACGGAUGAGAAAGGAGAGCCAUCAGUUUACAAGAGCAGGCUGGUGGCAAAGGGGUUUCAGCAGAAAGAGAAGGAAGAUUACAAAGAAGUGUUUGCCCCAACUGCUAAUUCUCCAACGCUACGUGUGCUGCUGGCGGUAGCUGCUGUGCGCAAAUGGAAGGUGAAGCAGAUGGACAUUGUAACCGCUUUUCUGUACGGCAUUGUGGAAGAGGAGCUGAAGGAGAAGGAGUUGAGAGUGAAGACCAGAGGCAAUUCCAAUCCAUGGUCGGGAGCCUACUCUACGCUGCUGUGCAUACUCGGCCUGACAUCAGCUUUGCUGUGGGACAGCUGGCUCGAGUAGUGCAAAAUCCAACAGAAGAGCAGUAUGGUGCAGCGGAGAGAGUGGUGUGCUACCUCAACUCAUACCCUACAGUGGGA
Molecule: messenger RNA, 865 nt
Organism: Closterium sp. NIES-67
Lineage: Eukaryota; Viridiplantae; Streptophyta; Zygnematophyceae; Desmidiales; Closteriaceae
Source: the annotation of a GenBank genome assembly